AUGUUGAAAAAACCAAAUCCUGUGCCCUGGAGAAAUGCGUUAACGAAAAGUAGCAAAUUGUUUGGACUGAGCCCGUUUCUCGAUGAAUACGGGGUGCUGCGUAUGAAGGGUCGCAUAGAUGCUUGCGAGUUUGUAGAAGAGUGCACGAAACGCCCGAUACUACUACCCAGGCGUCAUUCUAUUACAGACCAUAUCAUCUCCGAUAUUCACCAAUGUUAUUGCCACAUUAACCACCAGACCACGAUCAAUGAAAUCCGUCGGAGAUUCUAUGUGCCUAAAUUUCGUUCAACGUAUAAACGUGUGCAAGCGGCGUGUCAGUACUGCAAAAAUCGUAAGUUGAAGCCAGCUGUACCAGAAAUGUCUACCCUUCCAUCCAUGCGACUAAAAGCUUUCUGUCGUCCAUUUUCCUAUAUUGGAAUUGAUUAUUUCGGCCCGAUUUACGUCGUUGUUGGCCGGCGGACUGAAAAGCGUUGGGGUGUUUUAAUCACCUGCCUCACUGUUCGAGCAAUACAUUUAGAAAUUGCCCACAGCCUCACAACGGAUUCUUGUAUUCUUGCCAUCAGGAAUUUCAUCGCCAGGAGGGGCGCUCCACUGGAAAUAAUCAGUGACCGGGGCACGAACUUCAUUGGAGCUAACCGUGAACUGAAAGAAGCGUUGCAGCAGGUGAAUCAUAAUAAGUUGAUGGAACACUUCAUCACUACCGACACUAAAUGGUCCUUCAACCCACCUGGUUCUCCACAUUUUGGUGAUGCUUGGGAGCGUCUCGUUCAAUCGGUAAAAAAAGCACUAGCUCACAUUCAAAUUACACGCAUUCCUACUGAUGAACAGCUGAGAAACAUGUUGGCCGAGAUUGAAUUAAUCGUGAACUCACGGCCGUUGACCGAAUUGCCGCUAGACGAUGAGCUGUCCUUACCGCUCACUCCCAGUCAUUUUCUGCUCGGGUCGUCAAAUGGUUCUAAGCCCCCAGUUAUAUUUAAUGACAGCAGUUACGUUUUGAAUUUGAAUACAUGGAGAAUGUCACAGGCCUACGCAAACAAGUUCUGGGAACGUUGGGUAUCUGAAUAUCUGCCUACUCUAACGCGGCGAACGAAGUGGUUUUGCCAGGUGAAAUCAAUCGAGACAGGGGAUAUAGUCGUUUUGGUGGACGAGAAAUUGCCGAGGAAUUGUUGGCCGAAAGGGCAAGUGGUUCAAGCCAUCCGAUCCAAGGACGGCCAGAUUCGCCGUGCACUGAUACAAACUGUAAACGAAUUAUUGGAGAGACCAGCAGCUAAACUGGCAGUGUUGGAUAUUGGCGCUACCACAAGUACGUCGGAUCAAUGA
Molecule: messenger RNA, 1320 nt
Organism: Toxorhynchites rutilus septentrionalis
Lineage: Eukaryota; Metazoa; Arthropoda; Insecta; Diptera; Culicidae
Exons: 1
Coding region: 1-1320 (439 amino acids)
Biological process (GO): DNA integration
Molecular function (GO): nucleic acid binding
Source: RefSeq, a predicted model, not a curated record